GAACACAGGAGACUGUUGUGAAAACAUGCUUAAUUUUGUCCACUUUUUGACAACUCCCCUACCCUGAGACAAGGCUCCUUCUCCAGACUUGCUGUGAGCCACCUUGUGACAUCAUGUGACAAACAAAGAGGAUAAUGACUUCAUCAGAUGGUUGCCCCACUACUGAAACUACCAUUGAGAGGCCACUAUUUGCGGGGCACCUGUCCUCCAAAGGUAGGCAGUCUGGACUGUCUUGAGGGAUGCUUCGCACUGCGAAGUCUAGAAAAGAGUGAUGGCCAAGGACAGUGACAUUAUGCCUGAGCAGCAGUUUAACAGCAAAAUGACACCUACAAGUAAACAGUCCACAGGGCUUUUGAAAACAUAUGAAGAAAGCAGCAUCCCUGUAAGUACUCCAGACAAAUGUCCACCUAAGGAGACAAGCAACUCAUGUAAAGAUGGCUCUUCUCAUAAUGAUAUAGAUUGUCCAUUCGCUACUGUUGAGAUGCAAGUGACUGGGAAUGAGCCCACUCGCUCCUCAUAUUACCUUAGAUAUUGUGUCAUGAUAUUUGUGUACAAGAUAUGCAGAUCUAUUCUCAAAGCUGCCCUCUCAGCCAUAACAAUAUGGCAGAACACUAUGAAGGAAAAGGAGGAGGAGGGGGAGGAAGAGGAAAAGAACGAAGAUAUGGUGGAAGAAGAGGAGGAAUGGUAUGAGGCAAAAGAGGAAGAGGAGAUGGAGGAGGAGGAGGAGGAAGAGGAGUAUGAGGAGAUUUAUGGUGAAGAGGAUGAAGAUCAAUAUGCAGAGAACUUUUGUAUAAUCUGUGAGAUAUUCCAUUUCAUGAACAUGUUUGUCAACACAGAGACAACUAUUCAAUGGGAAAAAUGACCAUUUUCUCUGUCAAAGAAUGUGUUUAAUUCUUACUUAAAAAAUAAACCUUGUUCAUUAACAUCUUAAA
Messenger RNA from Rattus norvegicus (Norway rat), 932 nucleotides. Lineage: Eukaryota; Metazoa; Chordata; Mammalia; Rodentia; Muridae. The record is from RefSeq and is a predicted model, not a curated record.